AUGAGCAGCUCUUAUAGCAUAGCCAUGGACAAUGUUAAUCACGACCAGUUAAAAUCAGAUGACCAGAUGGAGAUGAUGAUGAUGACCAUGAUGCAAAUGGCUAAUAAACUCCCCGACUUCUGCGGUCCCUACAACGACGUCGCCUCCUUCUCCGCCGAGCCGCCGCAUUCCGAUAUCCCCGCCGCCGUCCCGCCAAACUGCAUAGCUCACCCACAUAAUAUUCACAAUGCGUUCCUAAACCUCCCUUCCUCCAUACCAUUCCCCUCCGCAGUUCAUGACCAACCGCCGCACGUGCAAGUACCUCCUCAGAAGAGGAACUCGAUGGCGGCGAUGAGGGAGAUGAUAUUCCGGAUCGCGGUGAUGCAGCCGAUCCACAUUGAUCCGGAGUCGGUGAAGCCGCCUAAGCGGCGGAACGUGAAGAUAUCGAAGGACCCGCAGAGCGUGGCGGCGAGGCACCGGAGGGAGAGGAUCAGCGAGAGGAUCAGGAUACUCCAGAGACUAGUCCCCGGCGGGACUAAAAUGGACACGGCCUCCAUGUUGGACGAGGCCAUUCACUACGUCAAGUUCUUGAAGACGCAGGUUCAGACGCUCGAGAGGGCUGCCGCAACUAGGCCGACGACGGCGGAGGUGACGGGGAUUGGUUUCCAUGUGGCCAUGUCCACAGGGAGUAGUUAUCUUAAUCCUAAUUGUGUGGAGAAAGCUUACCAAUUAGGGGCUACGUCAGCUCCUCAGAAUGUUCAGCAUUUUGGAGAUGCUUAA
Messenger RNA from Morus notabilis, 759 nucleotides. RefSeq names its product transcription factor HEC2. Bases 1 to 759 code for a protein of 252 amino acids. The transcript has 2 exons. Gene Ontology annotation, molecular function: protein dimerization activity; DNA-binding transcription factor activity. The record is from RefSeq and is a predicted model, not a curated record. Lineage: Eukaryota; Viridiplantae; Streptophyta; Magnoliopsida; Rosales; Moraceae. Gene Ontology annotation, biological process: regulation of DNA-templated transcription.